UCUCAUUGCUUUAAUUGGGCAGGGUAGAAAAGGAAAGGCCUGCAGUUGCAUGAAUAUUCUUUACUUUUGGAUGGAUUACAUGACUGCCACCUUGUGGUCAGACUUUAUACUUACUCAAUAUAGUUUUCAGGUAAUUUACAAGGAGGACAAUGAAGAAUAGGGUAAAUAUAACAAGGCCAGUGUUGUAAUGUCUCCUAUUUUUUAACAUAAAACAAACUGUUCUCCAUCCAUCCUCCCAUGUAUCAACAGACAGUGGAUUAAGGCAUUUACCAUAUAAAUCACAACUCCUGUCCAGCAGAUGGCGAUAUUAACUUCCCUGCUUCAACCUAUUAUGAGAUCGGAAGUGUCGGCUUUUCAAAAUAAAGUAUCGUCAAGGUGAUUGUCUUUGGUGAAUUAAUCCUACGCAUAGUUCAUGGAUUACAGCCUUUGGUGGUUAUAGAUAGGCCCAUCAGUGCUCUUAGGAUCAUGACAUUUUAAUUGAUCAUUUCAAUGUUACAAACUGACAGUGCUUGUUAGUGGUUAUUGUUAAUAACCACAUAACUGGUUAUGUCGGUUAUUAACCAACAUACAAUGUCGUAUACUUUUUCAUCGACAUCCCUAGUUUCAUUUAAACAGUUUUCAAGCCCUGUUUGUAAUUGGAAACGUUCAUGUGCAACUAAGUAUACUUUUAUUUUGAAAUUAGCAACCGGGUGUAGUUCCCCUUUAUUUCCGUGUAGCUUUUUGAGCUGUCACAAGUUUUACACAAAGGGAACACCGGUGGACUGCGCGCUGUAGUUGAGGGUUGAACGUGGAUUAAAAUGUCUGAAAUGCAGCUGCUGAGGCUGUUCAUCAGUGAGAGGCUGAGUGUGGCUGCAGAGGAGAUCUUCUCCGCGGUGCAGAGGAGCAUAUCUGAGCAGAGAUCUCAUCAAGACGGUGACCACCGGCAUGGACUCAAACCGGAAGUGCAAUCACUCAAUAGAGCAGAGACGCCACAUGGAUUUAUCAGUGCAUAUGUGCAGACACACCAUGAAACGGAUUGGAGUCCAAAGAGCUGCCACAACGACCCCAGUGUGAAACAGGAGGAGUGUGGCCUGCUGGUCCCAGACCCUCCAGCUAUCAAACAGGAAGAGCCAUGGAGCAGUCCAGAGGGAGAACAGCUACCAGACAUGGAGGACACCAGCACUUUGAAAGUGACGCCCACCUUCAUUUACUCAGCCAUGACUGAGUUACAAACUCAUGACACAGGACAUGAAGACAGAAAGCCUGUACUUAAAACUUCAGCUGACCGCCGAGAGAUUGAAGGAAACGCACAGUCAAGCAGUGAAUGUUGGAAUAAUUUGCCAGAUCGUUCUGUAACUGUGAAUAACAUGGGGCCUACGCAGGGUUUAGCAACAGUGACAGAGUACAGUAUCGGAAACAUCCACACGCAGAGCCCAACAGGGAAAAAACAGUGGACUAAAAGUUGUGAACCAAACAGCUCAACUUCAUCAAAAAAAGAGACAAAUACAAGCCAAUCAUACUGCUGCAGUUUCUGUGGCAAAGAAUUCAGGCGAAGUACACACCUUGCCAUGCACACUCAAAUCCACACUGGUGAGACGAUGUACGUCUGUGAGUUGUGUGGUAAAGAGUUUCGACAUGGCAACAGUCUGACUGCGCACAUGAGGAUUCACUCGGAGGACAGGCCACACAGAUGCAGGAUUUGUGGAAAAGAGUUCCGCCAUGUUGGUAACUUGAACGUCCACACGAGAAUCCACACAGGAGAGAAACCCUACACCUGCACCGUGUGUGGAAAGAAGUUCAGUCGGAAUAAUGUAAUGACAAAACACAUGGAAGAUGUUCACUUGGCAUGACUUAAUGAGAGUUAAGCAGAAUAUCCACUUUUCUGUAAAUCUGUUCUUACUGUAUGAAAUGGUAAUGCUAUAAAGUAAAACAUGGUAGAAAUGGCUCAUGAUAGGCGGAUUUUGCGGGGAGGGGCAUAUAUAGUGGCUGAAAUAUGUUACAGCAUUACUACGUCUAAAGGUGUUCCAAUACAAAUAUUUCGUAUGUCAAUAUUUUUAAUAGAUGUAAUAUAAUGAUUGUUACAAUACAAAGCUGAAUAAUAUCAUGUUUUGUUUGAAAUAAUUUCAUUUUUGAGCAGUCGCAUGUUGUGACGUGUGUGUGACGUUAAGGACACAAGUUCCCUCGCUUUUUUUUGCAUACAAGUGAUUCAGCUAUUGUAUUACAAUAAUUAGCAGUAAUGGCUAUGCGGCGAUUUUUAAAACGUUUAAGGCGUCUACUUCUGCACUAAGUAGGACACUGGUUCAUAAUAUUGUAGCGUGUUCAAGUAACCAAGGGAUAUAGUAGUUAUCAAGUAUAAGAUGUGCACGGUUAUAAGUUUUACAGAUACAAUGCACUGUUGUUGGGGGGAGAGACCGCUCCUUCCAUAUGAGUGUGUGUGUGUACGGCGUGCAUGACAGGACGAGUUGUGUUCGUAUGUGAAAAAGUCAUACUCAGUGCGGUGAACGCUGGCUUUAUUGCUACGCAAUAGUUGGGACUGUGUACUGUGUAAAAAAGGUUUGCCCCCCCAAGCGCAAAUGUCAAACUCCGCCUAUCAUGAUGGGUUACAAUAAAAGCUGUAAAUUGCCUAUAUAAUUGUUCUGUAAAUUGAUUAUUAUAAGCAAGAAAUUAUCUUUAUGUGUAAAAUCUUUGGACAGAUAACACUUUUCAGAAUUCUUCCCCAGUAUAACAUGUCUCUUGUCAUCUCACUAAUGAUGCAGAGGUUAUGAGUGGUGGUAUACACGUAUUUAUUUGUUUCCUUCUUUUAAUGAUGACUUCUUAUAAAUAUAAUCCAGCCAGAAACAUUAAUAUUAAGAAUACAUUAAUGCAACAAACAUAAUCCAAUAAAAAUAAUGUAUAUUAUUUUGAAGUGGGCCACUCUGCAUAAUGAGUGUUAUUUAUUUACUAUUAGGAUUUGUCAAAUAUCGGAAUACCUGAAUUGAAAUGUGUAAUCCAAACUGCUUGUAAAAAGUGCCUGGUUUGUGAAGCUGAAAAAGCAAGAUGUAACCGAUUGUUAAUAAACGUGAA
This is a messenger RNA of Gymnodraco acuticeps, 3042 nucleotides long. RefSeq names its product zinc finger and SCAN domain-containing protein 22-like. Lineage: Eukaryota; Metazoa; Chordata; Actinopteri; Perciformes; Bathydraconidae. Gene Ontology annotation, cellular component: nucleus. Bases 798 to 1829 code for a protein of 343 amino acids. The record is from RefSeq and is a predicted model, not a curated record. The transcript is spliced from 2 exons.